CUGAGGCUGUGAAGGCCGAUGAGGAUGAUGAGCCACUACUGGAGCUAGUCUUGGUGUGCGCUUACGGAGCCUUUGCUGUAACCAGCUUCUGGGAGCGCUGCAGCAAAGAGAGAGGAAUAGUGCAGGGAAAGCAGCUUGUUGAUCUGUUGAAGCACCUUGGUCUGCACCAUGUCGUGUACAGUGGCCUGGAGAACAUGAAGCAGCUGAUGGGAGCAGAGUACUUCCAGGAUGUUGGCGUUCCCACCAGGACCAUCUGACUGCCAUUCUACUUCUAGAACUUCCUUUUCAAUUUCUAUGCCCUGAAGCCAGACUACAACGCAGGCCUCACCAUGAAGCUCAACCCCAAGGCCUGCACCUUCCCUCAGCGGGCAGCAGACAAUAAGGCCGCCUUCCAGCCCUUCCUUGCCUCCUCUUCCACCUGUGCUUCUGCAGCAGGUAGCAGGAACCAGCCAAGGAGGUGA
Molecule: messenger RNA, 461 nt
Organism: Pterocles gutturalis (yellow-throated sandgrouse)
Lineage: Eukaryota; Metazoa; Chordata; Aves; Pterocliformes; Pteroclidae
Gene: NMRAL1
Product: NmrA-like family domain containing 1
Exons: 3
Source: RefSeq, a predicted model, not a curated record